Vitis vinifera (wine grape) is the source of this 660-nucleotide messenger RNA. Its product is annotated as tropinone reductase-like. The coding region runs from base 230 to 625 and encodes 131 amino acids. The transcript is spliced from 3 exons. Gene Ontology annotation, molecular function: oxidoreductase activity. The record is from RefSeq and is a predicted model, not a curated record. Lineage: Eukaryota; Viridiplantae; Streptophyta; Magnoliopsida; Vitales; Vitaceae.
GACUGAUUCGUUUAAUGGGCCUGGUGUUAGCCAAAAGCUAGCCACCAAUUUUCUUUGCUUUAUCCUAUUACAUUAGAAUAAAAAGAAAAUGGAGGUUUGAGAGGGCCAUUGGGACCAUUAUCAGUUGUCUUUUGUUUUCAAGUUGUAAGAAGUCCCUUCAAGGUUUAUGUCAUUUGCUAUGUUGUUUCUGUUCCAUUUUCAGUUCAAAGAGUGGUAGAGUAGAGGAGGCAUGGCUCAGACAUUUGGGUGCAGCUCUGGAGAUAGUAGAUGGUCUCUCAAGGGAAUGACUGCUCUUGUAACUGGUGGAACUAAAGGAAUUGGGCAUGCAAUUGUGGAGGAACUGGCUGGAUUAGGAGCAACCAUACACACGUGUUCUCGAAAAGAAACCGAGCUCAAUGAAUGCUUGAAGGAUUGGAAAGCUAAAGGUUUUGGAGUGAGUGGUUCAGUGUGUGAUGUAUCCUCUCCGGCCCAAAGGGAGAAGCUAAUGGAGACUGUGUCUUCUGUGUUCAAAGGGAAGCUGAAUAUACUUGUCAACAACGCUGCUAUUGUUAUUCAGAAACCAACAGUAGAGGUCACGGCAGAAGAGUUCUCAACAAUCAUGGCCAUAAAUUUUGAAUUAUAUUAAAUUUGAUAUUAUAAAUUCCUAAUUAAAUUUUAAAA